This is a messenger RNA of Pieris brassicae (large cabbage white), 3054 nucleotides long. RefSeq names its product rab-like protein 6. Gene Ontology annotation, cellular component: nucleus; cytosol. NCBI's taxonomy places the organism in Eukaryota, Metazoa, Arthropoda, Insecta, Lepidoptera, Pieridae. Gene Ontology annotation, molecular function: GTP binding; GTPase activity. The coding region runs from base 46 to 1809 and encodes 587 amino acids. The record is from RefSeq and is a predicted model, not a curated record. The transcript is spliced from 11 exons.
GUAUAAUAAGAAGUAUCUAAUAAUAUAAUAAAGCAUUCGGUUAUUAUGUUUUCUGCACUGAAGAAGUUAACACGUAGCAAUGAUGAACGCUGCCCGGCUCCUCUACCCAUGUCUUCUUCUUUACAAAAAAAAUUUUCUAGAGGUGUUCACUAUAACAUGAAAAUACUAAUAAAAGGAGACAGAAAUGUUGGAAAAUCUUGCCUCUUACAACGUCUCCAAGGAGGUUCUUUUAAAGAAGAAUAUACGCCAACGGACCAAAUUCAAGUCGCCCCUAUUCACUGGACUUACAAGAAUACAGAUUUUAUAGUUAAGGUGGAAGUGUGGGAAGUUGUUGAUAAAGGGCGCACUAAGAAAAAAGCUCCUUUGGGCUUAAAAUUGGAAAACCAGACUGUACCCAUACCAGAUGAAGGUUUUGAGACACCAGUAUUAGAUGCUACUUUUCUUGAUGUGUACAAAAAUUCUACUGGUGUUAUAUUGAUGUUGGACAUUACUAAACCCUGGACUUUUGAUUAUGUAGUCAAAGAGCUCAGCAGGAUUCCAGCUGAUCUGCCAGUAAUGUUGCUAGGCAAUCAUUGUGAUAUGCAACAUCACCGUCAAGUCCACUCCCAUCACAUUGAACAAGCAUUACAUAAUGCUAAAAUGACAAGGACUGCACCUAUUCGGUAUGCAGAGUCAUCAAUGAGAAAUGGUUUUGGUUUACGAUUUCUGCAUAAGUUCCUCAGUGUACCAUUUUUAAGACUCCAGAAGACAAGUUUACUAGAACAACUGCAAAGAAAUCAGAAAGAUAUAGAACAGAUGGAACAAGAACUUGAUGAAUUUCAGAAAUCUGAUGAAUGCCACUACAAUACAUUUGUGGAGCGACUUGCGAACAAACGCCGUCAAAGUACUGAGACCGAGCCGCGGAUCAACGACCGGUCGCCGAGUAUUGUACUCGGCGCCGGGAAGCCCAUAGUACCGCCUAGUGUUAACCCACUCUUAGCACAAUCGCUAAACGCGCCUCCAAAGCCACCACCUGCUGAAGAGAAACCAAAACAGACAUCAUACGUGAGCCAAGAGCUAAUGAAUCCUAAAAAUAAUCAAGUCAGUAUGGACACCACGCCCUCGCGAAUACCACAGGAUAGUGGUCCAAGCACUCCAUCAGCAACAAACAUGUCAGUAUCUUCUUCGGGUGCUCUUGAUGAGUUUUACGCGGGUACAUUGGACACAAGCUUUCUGGAAGAUCUGGCACCUGUUAAUACCACACAGGAUGCACAGGAAGACAGCGAGAGCGAUGAAGAUAACACCAUAAAUCCAAGGGUUAUCAUAGACGAAGACGACCUUGACAUAGAUAGUAGUGAAAUUAAACCUGUGGUCACAAACUAUAAUCCAGAUGAGAGUCUUACAGACAUGUUUAAGCAAGCAACAAUAAGUAAAAAAGGGGAGGAAAGUUUAAGAAAUAUGUUCAAAAGUGAGGGUAGUUUGGAAAUUGAGGAUCAAAACGAAGAGUUGUCUGUGGAAGAGGAUAAAAACUUUAUUGUGCCAGAGUUAAGUGAGUACCCACUGUGGGCUGGUGAUUACAGUGCGAGGCGAUCACCUGAAGGCGGCGAAGACCCAGAGCCUAUUGCUAAAGAACCAGAUCAAAAGGAAAAGAAACAUAAAAAGAAGAAAUCGAAGGACAAAGACAAAGGCGACUACAGCGACCGCUCAGAAAAGAAAGAGAAGAAACACAGACGAAAGAAGUCACGAACAGAGAAAAAUGAAAAUAGCCAACAAGGACUUUUGUCCCCAACUGUAGCGGAAGUUAAUUAUGAAGAAUACGAUAGCAUUUAGCGUAAACAUAACUACCUCUGUACAUUUAACUAUAGUCCACAUUAAUCUCUGUCAUUAUAUUUGUUUAGGAAUUAAUUAUAGUAUGAAUUAAUAUAAAAAUCAUUCCCAUUAUAAAUAAUUAUAAAAAAAUCUGUCUAGCACUCAUUUAACGAAAGUUCAAUUUCGUCUCUUUCCGUCAAAUGGUGUUUACGCUGUGAUGAAAAGAGACGCAUGAGUACUUUAGUUAAAACGGUGCAAUAAUUAUGUAUUUUUUUAUGAAUCUGUCGAGAGAAUAGUUAAUAAAUUAAAAUAAUUACUCAAUUUCAUUAUGUUUAAAAGGUACUUUCAUGAAAAAUGCAAAGGGAUUUUUAAUUGUAAAAAGCCCUUUAAUUUGUAAACGACUUACUUCCUUAGUAAUAAAAAUAAAUUUUAAUUAAAACAAUUGGGAAGAAAGAGACGACUAAGCAUUUUAACGGUGGACUUUUUAUAUUAAAACCUGUCCUAAAGAUGUGAUGUUUAUUUGGGAAAAGAGAUCAAGUGGCUACCGCACCCUUUAAAGUGUUGUGUGUGACAAAGCUUAUGAUUUGUAAGCAAAAUUACAUUCCACAAAUAUUGCUUUAUAUGUGUAGUGUGUGUGUGACAGUUUUUCAUGUCCGAAACUGAAAAAAAGUGUCUUAUACAACAGAACAAAAGUUGUUAUUGUGUUUAUAUAAUUUAAACAUUUCGAGAUAAAUGUUUUUUUUUUACUUAUAGGCAUUCUAUUUUUUAAUCAGUGUGUAUUAACGAAUUACCUUUAUUGAGACGUAAUGAAUUUCUUGAAUGUUUCUAGUCAUUUUUGUUUUCGGACGAUUAUUGGAGUUUUAUUGUGCCUUUAUUUGAACACAUUGCUUGAUUUAGCACAGUUUGAAUCUAUAAGUAAUCACUAUAUUGCACUGCUAAUACAAAAUACAUUUGAUAUUUUUAGGUUGGUUGAGUUUUUAUUCGAGUUUCGAGUUGUAUAUUAUAUACAAACCCGUACGACUCGUAAUAUUAACAAAUAGUAUAUGGGGUCCUGUGAAGUCCCACUGAAUUAUGAACGUCUCCUCAAUGAAGACUGAUUUACAGUCUAUGUAAUAUACAAUUUUUUUCGUUUCGUCUGGACUGUUUACGGAAUAAUUUAGUAAUAGCAAUGCAAUGUCUAUUGUUGUAUGUAAUUUAAAAUUUUAAUAAAAUUAUUCUAUUGUUAUUUGGUAUACGUGAAAGUGAAUUAUUUAGGUUGAUGUUGGU